This is a messenger RNA of Choloepus didactylus (southern two-toed sloth), 3051 nucleotides long. It is a transcript of the gene C9, whose product is annotated as complement C9. The record is from RefSeq and is a predicted model, not a curated record. Gene Ontology annotation, biological process: immune response. NCBI's taxonomy places the organism in Eukaryota, Metazoa, Chordata, Mammalia, Pilosa, Megalonychidae. The transcript has 12 exons. Gene Ontology annotation, molecular function: protein binding. The coding region runs from base 74 to 1705 and encodes 543 amino acids. Gene Ontology annotation, cellular component: membrane attack complex.
UUGACCUCUUUGCAAAUAAAUGCUUUAGGCAACCAACCUCACCAUCUCACUCUGGCUGCCUGGGAAGAUCAGCAUGCUUGCCUGCCAGAUUCUUGCCUUUGCAAUAUGCAUUUUAAAAAUAAGUGCCCUGACAGCAGGACCUACCCCAAGUGAUCCAGAGCCAAUACAACAGGAUGAUACUCCAUUGCCCACAGACUGCAGGAUGAGCCCGUGGAGUGAAUGGUCGCAAUGUGAUCCUUGCCUCAAGGAAAUGUAUCGCUCAAGGAGAAUUGAGGCCUUUGGCCAAUUUAAUGGGAGAAAGUGUACUGAGUCUCUGGGAGACAGAAGACAGUGUGUACCCACUGAGGUCUGUGAAGAAGCUGAAGAUGACUGUGGAAAUGACUUUCAAUGCAAUUCAGGUAGAUGCAUAAAAAAGCAACUUCUGUGCAAUGGUGACAAUGACUGUGGAGACUUUUCCGAUGAAGAUAACUGUGAAAAUGAUCCCCUCCGCCCCUGCCGUGACAAAGUGAUAGAAGAGUCAGAGCUGGCCCGAACAGCAGGCUAUGGGAUCAACAUUUUAGGGAUGGAUACCCUAAGCACACCUUUUGACAAUGAGUUCUACAACGGGCUCUGUGAUCGGGUUCGGGACGGAACCACCUUAACAUACUACCGCAGACCCUGGAACGUGGCUACUUUGGCUUAUGAUGUAAAAGCUGAUAAAAACUUCAGAACUGAGUAUUAUGAAGAACACUAUGAAGCACUCAGAACUAUCUUCCAAGAGAAGUUAACCAAUUUAAAUGCUGGUUUUACACUAAAAAUCACUCCUACUGAAGUGAAGGAAGAGGGUAAAAACGAAGAGAAGUCUGAGAACCUAAAUUUUGAGGGUAGCUUUCGAUUUUCAUAUUCCAAAAAUGAAACUUUCCGACAAUUCUUGUCAUAUUCUUCACAGAAGAAAAAAAUGUUUCUGCAUGUGAAAGGACAAAUUCAUCUGGGAAGAUUUGUGAUGAGAAGUCGUAAUACCAUGCUGACAACAACCUUCACGGAUGCUAUAAAGGCUCUGCCAACCAGAUAUGAAAAGGGGGAAUAUUUUGCAUUUUUGGAAACCUAUGGAACCCACUACAGUAGCUCUGGGUCUCUAGGAGGAGAUUAUGAAUUAAUAUAUGUUUUGGACAAAGCUGCCAUGAAUGAGAAAAAGGUUGAACUAAAAGAUAUACAGAGAUGCCUCGGAUUUGAUCUGGAUUUAUCUCUGCAAGCCGUAGUUAAAAUCGAAGGAGGUGUUCAUAAAAAUGAUUGUUUAAAGAGGGGUGAAGGCAAAGUUGUGAACAUAACCCGUGACGGCCUCAUAGAUGAUGUGAUUACGCUCAUAAGAGGAGGAUCCAGAAAAUAUGCAAUCCAACUAAAAGAAAAGCUUCUCAAAGGAGCCCGUGUAGUUGAUGUGACUGACUUUGAAAAUUGGGCCACUUCUUUACAUGAUGCUCCGGUUCUCAUAAGUCAAAAACUGUCUCCUAUACAUAAUUUGAUUCCAGUGAAAAUGAAAGAUGCUCACCUAAAGAAGGAAAAUUUGGAAAGAGCCAUUGAAGACUAUGUUAACGAAUACAGUGCAAACAAAUGUUACUCAUGCCGAAACGGAGGGACUGUGGUACAGCUGGAUGGGCAAUGUUUGUGUACCUGUCCAAUCAAAUUUGAGGGACUUGCCUGUGAAAUUAGUAAACCAAAAAUUUAUUAAGAUUGCUCCAGUGUUGGUUUCUGGAUAUAAUUCUCUUGUCUGGAUUGCCAACCAAAAGAAAUAAUCUGUUGCCUUCCCUGAGCUCCGUAUGGAAGAAAAAACACCAGCACCUUUCAAUUUAAGAUCCUGACCCUUGGGACAGUCCUUGUGGCCAUCUAAAAAGCAACUGACUUCAUGAAAUUACUACCAAUCCCUGUAGUCUCCCCUCUCUUAGGUCCACAGUGCUUUUUUACCUCCUUAAACUCCUAUGUUUUCAUUUUGUGUUCCCUGGGGAGUAGAGUCAGUUAUGAAAUAUACCAAGACUGCUUUCUCCCAAAAGCAAUGCCAAUCUCUUGCUAACAAAACAAAAUUAAAUUUAAAAAAGAAGGCUGGUUAAAAAGACUAAAGUUAUUGCCAAACAACUCUGUAUGAUUAAUAUGUUCCUCCAGUUCCAUUAGCACGAAUCUCUACCAUGUAAUUUAGCACUGUUUACAUAGUUGUGUCUACUUUGGUCAUUUGUUUAUAUCCGCAUGUACUCAUUUGGCAGUACUUACUGAGCACCUGCCACAUGCACAAAACUCUGCUCCAGUUUCAGUUGUUCAUCUUAGAGCUCCAGUUCACCUCUACAUGUCCAAGGGAAAUAAGGAAAAGGUCUGUGUGUUGUAUCUAUAAUCAAGACUAUUGAGUUAAAUCAUGUGAAUUUGCCUCUAUUUGAUCACAUUGUAUCUAAAGAACCCCAACAAUUUCAAAUGGUUCAACCUAAUACCUAGCCUUAUGAGUUAUAUAAGGUAAGACCACCUAUCUAAGAAGAUGAUUAAGGGAUCCAGCUGCACAAUGUUUUCCAUAAGAUGUUACAGGAUGGUAACUGGGACCUGUGAGCUUUUGAGAAGUUCUGAGAACUCUUUAAACAGAAGGUUCAAGAUACAAAAUAAAAAUUAAUAAAUAUUUAAUUAAAUGUCAACAAUAUCUAUCAUGUCAACUUCAAUAAUUGCUAAAUAUUAUUAUUAUUAACCAUUUCAUGUAAUUUAUAAACACAUUUUAAGUUAGUGCUCACUCUGCAGGAAUUCUCAAGAAAGCACACGAUUGCUGAGAGAUCACAGGUGGUCUUAAAUACAUUACUGACAGGCAAAUGAUUACAGAAGCAAAAUUUAAAAAAAUAAUUUUGAAUUUUUUUUAACCGCAAGACAAAUGAUUAAUGGAUAUGGAUGCCUUUUCAUGUGUUAGUUAUGAUGUGGAAAGGGUGCUCUAAAAAUAAGAGUGCUUCAGGUCCUUCAGAGUCUUAAAAUAGCCCUGGGAGCUUGAAAGUCCUGUUUCCUGCCCUCAGGAGCACAGGGUGAAUCAGAAAGAAUAAAGACUUGUUAAGUGUG